AUGGGAGAUUUUAAUGACGUACGGGAGGUGUCGGAAAGGUUAAUUUCGGAAUUCGUUGAAUCAAAUGCCGAGGCAUUUAGCCACUUUAUUUUAUCGGCCGGGCUACAUGAAUAUAAUAUGGGGGGUGGGCGGUUUACGUAUAUUUCGGACAAAGGUGACAAACUGAGUAAAUCAGGUUUUAGUAUGCUUGGGGUUCAUGGAGAGAUGGCCAACCGCCUCUUUAUUAGCUCUGGAUUGGGAGGUGUCGGACCACCGCCCUCUCGUUUUGAACACGGUCCCUUCGGACUUUGGGCAUAUCCCAUUCAAAUGCUACAAUUCAUGGUUCAGAUGUGUAACUCAUUCCACUUUUCUGGUCCGGAGGAUUUGGCACUUGCAAUUAAAUUAAGAUGGUUGAAAAAAAAGAUCAAAACCUGGAUUAAAGAGGAUAAAAGUAGAACGGAAGGCGAGUAUUGGGCGAAUAAGAAACGGGUCGCCGACUUCGACAAGUUGGCUCAAGAUAGGCUCUUGGUGGAGGAAGAGCUGAAUGAUAGGGCUGAAUGCAAACAGGCGGUGGCGGAGUAUGAAAGGCUGAAACAUAUGGAUAUUCGCCAAAAGUCGACGAUUAGGUGGGCUCUCGAGGGAGAUCAAAACUCAGCGUUUUAUCAUGGGAUCAUUAAUUCGAACAUAAGCAAUAAUAGAGUUAAUGGUCUGAUGGUUGACGGCUCUUGGAUAACUAAUCCGGUGGCAAUUAAGGAGUGCUUUUAUGAUUUUUUAAGCUGCUCAGUUCUCUGA
Helianthus annuus (common sunflower) is the source of this 771-nucleotide messenger RNA. RefSeq lists its product as uncharacterized. The transcript has a single exon. NCBI's taxonomy places the organism in Eukaryota, Viridiplantae, Streptophyta, Magnoliopsida, Asterales, Asteraceae. The coding region runs from base 1 to 771 and encodes 256 amino acids. The record is from RefSeq and is a predicted model, not a curated record.